Ostrinia furnacalis (Asian corn borer) is the source of this 868-nucleotide messenger RNA. Its product is annotated as synapse-associated protein of 47 kDa. NCBI's taxonomy places the organism in Eukaryota, Metazoa, Arthropoda, Insecta, Lepidoptera, Crambidae. The transcript is spliced from 5 exons. Bases 224 to 853 code for a protein of 209 amino acids. The record is from RefSeq and is a predicted model, not a curated record.
ACUAGAACUAGUAGCAAAUAACGCAUAGGCGCAAGUUUUCAUGCGCAGUGGACUCCCCAUUUUCCUGGUCGAUCGUGGUUUUCCAUUUAGUUUUUCAGCUGAUCACGCUUUCUGCAGCCGCAUCGCAGACUGUCCGUGCCGUGGGUCAUGUGCGAAACUGUCGCAGCGUAGUGAAAUCGCUGAGUGAUUGUGUUGUGUAGUUGUUUAGCUAGUGCCAGUGAUAAUGUUUUCAGGGCUUACGAAUCAGGUCAGUUCGUGGAUGGGGGCUGCGAAGGGCGAGCCUCAAGAUGAGGAAGUGCCCACCCCCACGAAGGAGGCGACAGGGGAGGCCGCCGCCGCAGCGGAGGGCGAAAAACAGAGCCCUACAAAGGGAGGCAGCAAACUGGACUUAAUCACCAACGUUAAGUCUCAGAUGACGGGCUGGCUUGGUUCCGGAAUCCCCAUCCCUGGACUUAGGAAAAACGAGGCUGCCCCGUCAGACACCGAGCCCGUACCAGCAGAACCCGCCCCUGAGGCCGAGCCCAAACCGGAAGGGAAGGACGAUGACGAUAACUCUAGGUAUAAUAGCGCCACCGGGGGUGCCGACAGCCGGCCGGCGUCCACUGGUGGGACCCCCACCGAGGAGCAACCGGCUGGGGUUGGGAACGUUCCAGGUCAACAGAAUAAAAAGUUGUUUUCCGUUGAUGCUAUCGAGGUUCCAGACAUGCAAGAGUUGACCACCAAGGCAGUGGCCGGCGCCAAGUCGCUCGGCAACUUCCUGUACUCCGCUGUCAACAAGGCCGGAGCCAAGGUCAGCGAGGCCAGCGCUAAGAUCAAGAAGACCGUCGAGGAGAACGUGAGUAGAACCUUCUAGAUUCCCUCUAGCAUU